AUGGCGAUUUUCGAUUCCGAAAAGCGCCCUCGUGGCCUGAGAGUUCCAUCUCUAUCGGCGAUGAAACAUGGAGCUGCCAAAUCACAGUUCUCAUUCUCCAAGAAAUCCGAGGUGAAAACAACCGAGGAAGAAUUGCCUUCACCGGUGGUGGUGGUUCCUUCCUUGCCGCCACAAAAAGCCCCGCCGACCAAGGAGCUACCGCCUCCACCGAAAGAUCAAGUUCCUCCUCCCCCGCGCAUGUUGACCAAAGUGCCACCGCGACGAAAAGUUGCCAAUGGUGCACCCAUUGGAAAUGCUCAGCCGGUGACCGUACCCGUACCGCAAUCGCAAUCGGAAUCGCAAGCACAAUCUCCACCAGCAACACCGCAAGCGGCUUCACCCCAAUCACAAGUGCACGCUUCAUUGGCACUGGUCAGACCGGAGCAGCCAGUGCAAUCCAAGCCGCAGCAUCAAGCCUCACCCCAAAACGCCCCCCCGGUGACGUUAUCUCCCCCAGCUAGUGACGACAACGAGGCCUUGACCCCCCUUGAAGACUUCAUUCCCACUCCCGAAGGUCCUGGAACUCCUCUCGAGGACCUGUCCAGCGAAGAGGUGUCUGUACCCCCCAUGCCGGACGUCGAGCCCACUGCGGCGCCCUUGAGCCAAGUCCACUUUGCCUGCUUUCAGGGGCAUCGGAAUAUGCCCGUGGCUCAGAACGUGUGGUGUCCACUUCCAUGCCAGACAUGCCACAAGGUCAACCAGGAGAUCCGACAUCGAUGUGUGUUCUGCUGCUUGCGCAUCUGCGAAGGAUGUUACCAAGCAUUGCAGAAAUGCAAAAAUCGGUCGUUGGAUGAGCUAAUGGAGAAGAUCGGCUGA
Molecule: messenger RNA, 855 nt
Organism: Penicillium odoratum
Lineage: Eukaryota; Fungi; Ascomycota; Eurotiomycetes; Eurotiales; Aspergillaceae
Exons: 1
Coding region: 1-855 (284 amino acids)
Source: RefSeq, a predicted model, not a curated record